AUGGUGGCUGCUGACCAGGUUUCUGGGCCUUCACCCACCCAACCUCUACCAGCGCUACUGGCAAGCGGGAUCCCCCAUGAGGACCGCAUAGCAGCAGCCUUCGACCAUUUUUGGGCACGGUUGUGGGCCACAGUGGCACGGACCCAAGCAGCCAUAACGGUCCCUCAACUGCACACCACCUCACCUGCACACAAAUCAGCUCUGACACGCACAAUCAUGCCACCGACUAGUACGAAGCAGCAGAGGAGAUCACGGGUUUUGCCCAGACUUAAGGGCCGCACAUCACGCAUCCAACACCGCCUGCCUUGGUCCCGACAUACUCGGAGAGCCCUCCCACACGGCCCACCGCUAUACAAGCUAAAGAGACACACUCGGAGGGCCUAUGCUUGGCCUACAAGCAGCGGAGCCAAGAUGGUCACUCAGCACAUCAGCUGCCCAUGGCGCUGCAUAGCCGCAACCAGCAUCCAGAAGGGCUUUGCCCCUACAUCAGGAGGAAAAGAGACACCAGCCUACAGAUCAAUCCCAUACGGCAAACGGUAUGAUAGGUCUUGGUUGCUGCACUCUAUUGAGCAGGAAUGUGGCUCUCAGUUCAAAGCCUUCCAGUUUCACUAUGUAAACAACAUGGCUGUUUUCUACGUGGAUAGUUUUAAAAUUGCAAAAAAUCUGGUGAGAGUUUCAAAAAGAAUUCACGGAGAACAUUACUACAAGAUUGUUAUUAUUGCCACCCCCUGUGAGCCCCCAUUCACUAACAUGCAGGAGUUUCCAGCAUCAAGUCCAAGAGUUGUGUCCGUACACGACACAAGGCGCUAUAGCAUUUCCAGCGCAACAGAAAUAAAGAUGUGUCUGCAGAAACGAUACUAUGUAAUGCUAGAAAGUCUAGAUCUGAGCAACCUUUCAAACGACCCUGAUCUGCGAUCUGCAAAUAUUUAUUUUCCAUUAAACAAAGCUUCGUCUAUAGAGAUUAUCUUACAAAUACUCGCAGAGUGUUAUCCUAAGCUGAUAUCUUUGAAUCUAAGCCACAACAGCCUCCACUGUCUCACUGGACUUGCUCCCCUCUAUUACACAACUCCGAACCUGAAGAGCCUGAAUCUCUCCUACAAUAAACUUUGCCAGGUAGAAGAUCUAGAGCUCAUUCAACACCUGGACUUGAAAGACCUUUGGCUGGAAGGAAAUCCAAUUAGCAAAUCCUCUGUUACCUCUUCUUACUACAGAAUGGUAGUUAACCAUUUUCCAGGAAUCCAAAAGCUGGAUGGACACAUUUUUAAACCCAAUUUCUUUUUUGAUAUCGCGGACUCAAAAGCACUCCCUCCUGUACAGGGGAGCUUUUUUGGUAAUGAAAAUAUCAAAUCGUUCCUGGGGCAGUUUCUUUCCAAAUAUUUUACAUUGUAUGAUUCAGAGGGACGACAAGCACUCCUGCAAUUUUAUCACGAGAACGCAGUCUGUUCCUUCAGUUUGCCCAAUGUUAAAUUUCCAAAGAUGUGCCAUGAGCAACUUAAUGACUAUUGGAAAGAAAACCGAAAUCUUGUGAAAGUUAAAAAAACAGAUUUAAGGCAACAACUGAUCAAAUACAACCGGCUACAUGUGGUUGGUUUCCUCUGCAAUCUUCCUAAAACAGAGCAUAAUCUGCAGUCUUUCACUGUGGAUGUCAGCAUGCAAACGCCACAUCUUUUGUGUUUUUCUGUGGAAGGUGUUUUUAAAGAAGCAAGUGUAAUCUGGGAAAACCUUGUUAGGACAUUCAGAAGGACCUUUGUCAUUGUCCCAGCUCCUCCUGGUGUAAGUGCCCAGAUCCUGAAUGAUCAGAUGGUGAUUCUGAAAUCAUCCACUGGCUCACCAGAGAGUUCUUCCAUGGUGAUAGCUUUACCUGGUAGUCCAGGAAGCUGUAACAAAACCUUGGACUCUGAAAAGAUGGCGGUUCUCCAGGCUUUCUCUGACCAGACUGCCAUGAAAACUGAUUGGGCACAAAAGUGUCUUGAAGAUAAUAACUGGAAUAUAAAACAAGCUGGAGAUAUUUUCAGGUUUCUAAAGGAUAGAGGAGCCAUUCCUAUAGAAGCAUUUUGUGAGCCGGGAAUAGAAUCUGAUUUGCCGCAAAUAUAAGCUAUUGGAUGGGUUAGGAUGCAAA
Molecule: messenger RNA, 2119 nt
Organism: Pelobates fuscus (common spadefoot toad)
Lineage: Eukaryota; Metazoa; Chordata; Amphibia; Anura; Pelobatidae
Product: nuclear RNA export factor 1-like
Exons: 17
Coding region: 1-2094 (697 amino acids)
Biological process (GO): poly(A)+ mRNA export from nucleus
Cellular component (GO): cytoplasm; nucleus
Molecular function (GO): RNA binding; protein binding
Source: RefSeq, a predicted model, not a curated record